AAUUGUUGCAGUCAAAGGAAAGUAGAAGAAGUGAAGAGUAUUAACAGAAACAAAAAGGAGGAGAACAUUUUUUGAAGAAUGAGAUUAUGCACACAGGUCUAAACAGAUGAAUAAAUAUGGAACAAGUCUGCUGAUUGUAGGUGUUGAGAUGUGUGACCAGAAACAUGGCCGUGGUCUCAGAGACGAUAACGAGCUUUGGGUCAGUGAUGAGCCUGAGUCCGAGAACAGAUCCGGCACGGUGAUCUUUGACCCUGAGCUGGAUCACAGUGAUGAAGAUGAGGAUGAGGAGCCCUGUGCUCCAGCUGUUCUUGGUCAGUUCAGUCUGAGAGAAGGGGGCUCGGCCUUCUCCCACCGCACACACAGCAUCUUCGACUGUUUGGAUAAAGUGGUCCCGCAACCCUCACCCCCGUUCUCCUCCACCUCCACCUCCACGUCCACAUCCACGUCUACCUCCUCCACGUCCACCUCCUCCACGUCCAUCUCCUCCUCCUCCUCCUCCUCCUCCUCCUCCUCCUCCUCCUCCUCCUUCUCCUUCUCCUCCUCUCUGAACCAGCAGAGAGAUGGAGUGUUCGCUAAGCCUCUGCCUCCCAGCAGGAAGACCAGCCAACCUCCACUCACCCCCCCUAAUCCUGCCAAGAAGAAAUGGACCCCGGACUACCUGCUGCACCCAGAGCGCUGGACCCACUACAGCCUUGAGGGCAUCAACGAGACCAGUGACCGUGGCAAUGCCAUGGCUGCCUUCAACUUCCUGUCAGAACUGCAGGACAGGAAGGAGGAGCAUGACAGGAAGGAGGAGCAGGGGAAGGAGGAGGAGGAAAAGGAGAAGAAGGAGGAAGAGGAGCAGAGCCGCAGUGACUCCUCUCCCUGUGAGCACAAGAUAAUCUUCUGCAGACCGAAAAUAAUGAGGAAAGAAAUUGCUCCAGAGAGGAGCAGAGAGAAGGAGAAGAACCUCAGUCACCUGCAGGAGGAGGAGGAGAAACACACUGAGGCUGGAACAGAGAAGGAGACAAGUAAAGGCGAGGAGGAGGUAGAGAAGGCUCCCCCUGUGUUCACCUCCUUCAGGAAGAUACGGAGUAAGAACUACAGAAGGAGCUCAGAGGGGGAGGAGAACUGAACAUGACUCUUAUUCUAAAAGAUUAAAACCUGUUCUCUGAUUGGUCAGCUUCAUUGACCACUCGGGUUCACCUGCUGCUCUGAUGACGGUGUGGGCAGGGUCAGGAAUGCACCCUGUCUACCUGCAGCCCCACCCACCAGCGAUGUCAGAGAGUGUGGAGGUGUACCUGAGUGUCAGAGAGGUGAUGUGUUAGAGCUGAGGUCAGUUUUUAAAAAUAGUCAAGAUGUCAGCCUGAGACUGGACUGUUCAGACCUCUGGAGACUGAUAAAGACCUCCGAGGGCUCAGAGAUGUCACUGAUGAAGAUUCAUUUCUGAACAAAUAAUAAAGAAGACUAUCAGACCUGGGAAGGAGUUUUUAAUUAUUUUGUUGUUGAUGCUGUGUAUGUUUAAAAUGUGCCCCUUCUUCAUUAAAGGACUGAUUUGGA
This is a messenger RNA of Notolabrus celidotus (New Zealand spotty), 1539 nucleotides long. It is a transcript of the gene tssc4, whose product is annotated as tumor suppressing subtransferable candidate 4. The transcript has 2 exons. The record is from RefSeq and is a predicted model, not a curated record. NCBI's taxonomy places the organism in Eukaryota, Metazoa, Chordata, Actinopteri, Labriformes, Labridae. Bases 107 to 1114 code for a protein of 335 amino acids.